UUUGACGUUAGGUUAAGUUGUCACUAGUUUAUUUAUUAAAAUAAUAUGUAAAAUGGUUAUUUACGGUAUUUAUAUUGUUUCGAAAUCCGGAGGAUUAAUAUUCAACUACGAUAAUGUAAUUCCGAAAAUCGAAACGGAAAAGAAAUUCUCUUACCCUUUAGACAUAAAAUUGAGAACGGAGAAUAAAAAAAUAGUUGUAGAAUUUGGUCAAAAAGAUGGAAUUCAAGUUGGUCAUGUUUUAAACUCUGUGAAUGGGAUUCCUGUAACUGGUCAACAGAUGGACAACGGACAAGACGCUCUUGAAUUCAUAGAAAAAAAAGAAAAUUAUCCAGUUACAUUACAAUUCAGCAGGCCCAAAAUGACAACAAACGAAAAAAUAUUCCUGGCUAGCAUGUUUUACCCAUUAUUUGCCAUCGCUAGCCAGCUGAGUCCCGAGCCGAAGUCAUCAGGAAUUGAAGUCCUCGAAGCAGAUACUUUUCGGCUAAACUGUUUCCAGACUUUAACUGGAGUUAAAUUGAUGAUAGUCACCGAUAGGGCUCAAACUGGGGUGGAAAUAUUGCUUAAAAGAAUAUACGAAUUGUACGCGGAUUAUGCUUUAAAGAAUCCAUUUUAUUCUCUAGAGAUGCCGAUUAGGUGUGAGCUGUUCGAUAGCAAUUUGAAGUUUGUGCUCGAGCAAAUCGAUAAAGUUGGGAUAACUAAUAUAUAAUAA
Molecule: messenger RNA, 709 nt
Organism: Phyllotreta striolata
Lineage: Eukaryota; Metazoa; Arthropoda; Insecta; Coleoptera; Chrysomelidae
Source: the annotation of a GenBank genome assembly